This is a messenger RNA of Phaethon lepturus (White-tailed tropicbird), 820 nucleotides long. RefSeq names its product mitochondrial ribosomal protein L44 (gene MRPL44). Gene Ontology annotation, molecular function: double-stranded RNA binding; ribonuclease III activity. Gene Ontology annotation, cellular component: nucleus. The transcript has 3 exons. The annotation marks the transcript as partial. NCBI's taxonomy places the organism in Eukaryota, Metazoa, Chordata, Aves, Phaethontiformes, Phaethontidae. Gene Ontology annotation, biological process: regulation of gene expression; rRNA processing; primary miRNA processing. The record is from RefSeq and is a predicted model, not a curated record.
AUCAGAGAAGCCCAACUGGGAUUACCAUGCAGAGAUACAAGCUUUUAGCCACCGGCUACAUGAGAAUUUUUCUUUGGAUCUUCUCAAGACUGCGUUUGUUAAUUCUUGUUAUAUUGAAAGUGAAGAGGCAAGACGCCGAGAACUUGGCCUAGACAAAGAAACGGUUGCUCUUAAUCUACAAGAUAAUAGUAAACUUGCUGAACAAGGAAUGUCUUUUUCACGUUCUUACCUGACACAGUGCUUUGAAGGUGCCUACCCAGAUUUACCUGCAAAGGGUGUAGAAGCACUUGUUGAUUUUCUUACCAGUCAGGAACUUGUUUCUUAUGUGGCUCAAAACCUGUCUGUACAGGACCUGACGCUUUGCAGAGAGUUUCCUGUCCCACCAAAUGUGCUACAGAGGACAUUCUUUGCUGUGAUAGGAGCCUUGCUGGAUAGCAGUGGGCCUGAGAAAACAAGGAUCUUUGUCAGGGAUUUUCUUAUUCCCCAACUGAUUGGAAAAGACCUGUUUGAGAUCUGGCAAGUUGUAAAUCCUAUGGGCUUACUAGUGGAAGAACUGACCAAGAGGAAUAUCUCUUCUCCAGAACCAAGAAUUACCAGGCAGUUGGGAGUCAGCACGGUUCUGCCACUGUACUUUGUUGGGUUGUACUGCGAUAAGAAGAUUAUAGCUGAAGGUCCGGGUGAAACGCUGCUUGCUGCAGAGGAAGAAGCUGCCCGUGUGGCACUGCGGAAGCUCUAUGGGUAUACGGAGAACAGGAGACCUUGGGAUUACUCAAAACCCAAACAAGGAUUGGUGACUGAAAAGGCUAUCAGCAGUAACUAG